AUGACUUGGCACAUCUCAACAGCACCCGCACAUAAACACCGUCCAACAAUCUACUUUGACGAAUGGAACGUCUGGGAUCCAAUUCGAGCGCCAGGUUACAAAGGAGCGGAAGAGCUUUAUGAUGUGAGUGACAUGCUAGCCGUUGCCGUUUGGCUGAAUGUCUUCAUACGGCAAAGCAAGUACAUUGGCAUGGCGACUGUGGCACAGAGCGUCAAUGUGUUUGCACCAUUGAUGACAACUGCUUCGGGAGUAGUCAAGCAGACGACCUACUGGCCACUGCUGCUGUUCAGCCGUUACAUGCGUGGGAAAGCACUGGCCACGCACGUGUGUGCUGAGACCUAUACCGGGAGAACCUUUCCGGAGUGGCUGGCGAGUACACGAGAUUUACCUUUGCUUGAUGUCUCGGCUGCGUUGAGCGAGGACGGCUGGGUGAAUUUGGCAGUUGUAAAUAUUGACGAAGAGAGGGAUCUGCAGACAGAUGUUCUCCCGGGCUCAGGUGACAAAGAAGAAGUCCAGGUUUACACUGUUGGAGGUAAGGGGAAUGGUAUUCGAGAUAGCAAUACGGAGAAGAAUGAGAAGCUAUCUAUUCGAGAGUCGACAUGGGAUGGGAAAGGAGGGAAAUUUACUUUCGAGAGGAGGAGUUUUACACAAUUAAGAUGGAAGGCUUAG
Molecule: messenger RNA, 669 nt
Organism: Cadophora gregata
Lineage: Eukaryota; Fungi; Ascomycota; Leotiomycetes; Helotiales; Ploettnerulaceae
Exons: 1
Coding region: 1-669 (222 amino acids)
Biological process (GO): polysaccharide catabolic process; L-arabinose metabolic process
Molecular function (GO): alpha-L-arabinofuranosidase activity
Source: RefSeq, a predicted model, not a curated record